Molecule: messenger RNA, 11693 nt
Organism: Schistosoma bovis
Lineage: Eukaryota; Metazoa; Platyhelminthes; Trematoda; Strigeidida; Schistosomatidae
Source: the annotation of a GenBank genome assembly
AUAUGAGUGAGGAGGGCACUUUAAAGUGUUAUGCGUGGUUUCGCGUUUGGGCUGACGAAAAGGCAAAUAGCAAUUAGAACACAAUAAAUCCCAGGAGAGCUGGAGCCUUAAAUAUGGGUGGAAAAAAUCAGUGUGAAGGUGAAGAGAACAGUCACAAUAAAACAUCUGAACAUACGACACCAACUAAAAAAUUCAUAUUGAAAAAUUCGCGUACGACUAGUCUCAAUAGAAAGAGUGAACCUAAACCGCAGACGAAUGAACGUAAUAUCGACUUUAAUAACAUCAAAGGGAAUAUACAACAUAAAUUAGAAACUUUAUCAGAACAAGAAAGCAAACACAAAAACAGGCAUACAGACAGGACUGAAAAGUAUACGUCGUCGACUUCGGACUCUGACUCUAGUGAUGACGAGCAGCCGGCGAGUAAGAAGCCUGCGUUGGUGAAGGCGUCUCCAUCUGUGGGCAAGGCUGUUAGUGGUGUAGUUGCUGGUGGUAAGAAGGUGGUCGGGAAGCCUGCGUCGUCGAGUUCCGACUCGGAUUCGAGUGAUGAGGGUAAUGCUGGAUCAGCGAAGAAGCCUGUUGGUGUAGUUGUUAGUGGUGUUAAGACAGGGAUGGGAGUUGUCCCACAAGGUGCUGCUCAGUCUGUGCAGAAGAAGAAAGUUGCGGCCGCUCCGUCGAGCUCGGACUCUGAUUCUAGUGAUGACGAGCAGCCGGCGAGUAAGAAGCCUGCGUUGGUGAAGGCGUCUCCAUCUGUGGGCAAGGCUGUUAGUGGUGUAGUUGCUGGUGGUAAGAAGGUGGUCGGGAAGCCUGCGUCGUCGAGUUCCGACUCGGAUUCGAGUGAUGAGGGUAAUGCUGGAUCAGCGAAGAAGCCUGUUGGUGUAGUUGUUAGUGGUGUUAAGACAGGGAUGGGAGUUGUCCCACAAGGUGCUGCUCAGUCUGUGCAGAAGAAGAAAGUUGCGGCCGCUCCGUCGAGCUCGGACUCUGAUUCUAGUGAUGACGAGCAGCCGGCGAGUAAGAAGCCUGCGUUGGUGAAGGCGUCUCCAUCUGUGGGCAAGGCUGUUAGUGGUGUAGUUGCUGGUGGUAAGAAGGUGGUCGGGAAGCCUGGGUCGUCGAGUUCCGACUCGGAUUCGAGUGAUGAGGGUAAUGCUGGAUCAGCGAAGAAGCCUGUUGGUGUAGUUGUUAGUGGUGUUAAGACAGGGAUGGGAGUUGUCCCACAAGGUGCUGCUCAGUCUGUGCAGAAGAAGAAAGUUGCGGCCGCUCCGUCGAGCUCGGACUCUGAUUCUAGUGAUGACGAGCAGCCGGCGAGUAAGAAGCCUGCGUUGGUGAAGGCGUCUCCAUCUGUGGGCAAGGCUGUUAGUGGUGUAGUUGCUGGUGGUAAGAAGGUGGUCGGGAAGCCUGCGUCGUCGAGUUCCGACUCGGAUUCGAGUGAUGAGGGUAAUGCUGGAUCAGCGAAGAAGCCUGUUGGUGUAGUUGUUAGUGGUGUUAAGACAGGGAUGGGAGUUGUCCCACAAGGUGCUGCUCAGUCUGUGCAGAAGAAGAAAGUUGCGGCCGCUCCGUCGAGCUCGGACUCUGAUUCUAGUGAUGACGAGCAGCCGGCGAGUAAGAAGCCUGCGUUGGUGAAGGCGUCUCCAUCUGUGGGCAAGGCUGUUAGUGGUGUAGUUGCUGGUGGUAAGAAGGUGGUCGGGAAGCCUGCGUCGUCGAGUUCCGACUCGGAUUCGAGUGAUGAGGGUAAUGCUGGAUCAGCGAAGAAGCCUGUUGGUGUAGUUGUUAGUGGUGUUAAGACAGGGAUGGGAGUUGUCCCACAAGGUGCUGCUCAGUCUGUGCAGAAGAAGAAAGUUGCGGCCGCUCCGUCGAGCUCGGACUCUGAUUCUAGUGAUGACGAGCAGCCGGCGAGUAAGAAGCCUGCGUUGGUGAAGGCGUCUCCAUCUGUGGGCAAGGCUGUUAGUGGUGUAGUUGCUGGUGGUAAGAAGGUGGUCGGGAAGCCUGCGUCGUCGAGUUCCGACUCGGAUUCGAGUGAUGAGGGUAAUGCUGGAUCAGCGAAGAAGCCUGUUGGUGUAGUUGUUAGUGGUGUUAAGACAGGGAUGGGAGUUGUCCCACAAGGUGCUGCUCAGUCUGUGCAGAAGAAGAAAGUUGCGGCCGCUCCGUCGAGCUCGGACUCUGAUUCUAGUGAUGACGAGCAGCCGGCGAGUAAGAAGCCUGCGUUGGUGAAGGCGUCUCCAUCUGUGGGCAAGGCUGUUAGUGGUGUAGUUGCUGGUGGUAAGAAGGUGGUCGGGAAGCCUGCGUCGUCGAGUUCCGACUCGGAUUCGAGUGAUGAGGGUAAUGCUGGAUCAGCGAAGAAGCCUGUUGGUGUAGUUGUUAGUGGUGUUAAGACAGGGAUGGGAGUUGUCCCACAAGGUGCUGCUCAGUCUGUGCAGAAGAAGAAAGUUGCGGCCGCUCCGUCGAGCUCGGACUCUGAUUCUAGUGAUGACGAGCAGCCGGCGAGUAAGAAGCCUGCGUUGGUGAAGGCGUCUCCAUCUGUGGGCAAGGCUGUUAGUGGUGUAGUUGCUGGUGGUAAGAAGGUGGUCGGGAAGCCUGCGUCGUCGAGUUCCGACUCGGAUUCGAGUGAUGAGGGUAAUGCUGGAUCAGCGAAGAAGCCUGUUGGUGUAGUUGUUAGUGGUGUUAAGACAGGGAUGGGAGUUGUCCCACAAGGUGCUGCUCAGUCUGUGCAGAAGAAGAAAGUUGCGGCCGCUCCGUCGAGCUCGGACUCUGAUUCUAGUGAUGACGAGCAGCCGGCGAGUAAGAAGCCUGCGUUGGUGAAGGCGUCUCCAUCUGUGGGCAAGGCUGUUAGUGGUGUAGUUGCUGGUGGUAAGAAGGUGGUCGGGAAGCCUGGGUCGUCGAGUUCCGACUCGGAUUCGAGUGAUGAGGGUAAUGCUGGAUCAGCGAAGAAGCCUGUUGGUGUAGUUGUUAGUGGUGUUAAGACAGGGAUGGGAGUUGUCCCACAAGGUGCUGCUCAGUCUGUGCAGAAGAAGAAAGUUGCGGCCGCUCCGUCGAGCUCGGACUCUGAUUCUAGUGAUGACGAGCAGCCGGCGAGUAAGAAGCCUGCGUUGGUGAAGGCGUCUCCAUCUGUGGGCAAGGCUGUUAGUGGUGUAGUUGCUGGUGGUAAGAAGGUGGUCGGGAAGCCUGGGUCGUCGAGUUCCGACUCGGAUUCGAGUGAUGAGGGUAAUGCUGGAUCAGCGAAGAAGCCUGUUGGUGUAGUUGUUAGUGGUGUUAAGACAGGGAUGGGAGUUGUCCCACAAGGUGCUGCUCAGUCUGUGCAGAAGAAGAAAGUUGCGGCCGCUCCGUCGAGCUCGGACUCUGAUUCUAGUGAUGACGAGCAGCCGGCGAGUAAGAAGCCUGCGUUGGUGAAGGCGUCUCCAUCUGUGGGCAAGGCUGUUAGUGGUGUAGUUGCUGGUGGUAAGAAGGUGGUCGGGAAGCCUGCGUCGUCGAGUUCCGACUCGGAUUCGAGUGAUGAGGGUAAUGCUGGAUCAGCGAAGAAGCCUGUUGGUGUAGUUGUUAGUGGUGUUAAGACAGGGAUGGGAGUUGUCCCACAAGGUGCUGCUCAGUCUGUGCAGAAGAAGAAAGUUGCGGCCGCUCCGUCGAGCUCGGACUCUGAUUCUAGUGAUGACGAGCAGCCGGCGAGUAAGAAGCCUGCGUUGGUGAAGGCGUCUCCAUCUGUGGGCAAGGCUGUUAGUGGUGUAGUUGCUGGUGGUAAGAAGGUGGUCGGGAAGCCUGCGUCGUCGAGUUCCGACUCGGAUUCGAGUGAUGAGGGUAAUGCUGGAUCAGCGAAGAAGCCUGUUGGUGUAGUUGUUAGUGGUGUUAAGACAGGGAUGGGAGUUGUCCCACAAGGUGCUGCUCAGUCUGUGCAGAAGAAGAAAGUUGCGGCCGCUCCGUCGAGCUCGGACUCUGAUUCUAGUGAUGACGAGCAGCCGGCGAGUAAGAAGCCUGCGUUGGUGAAGGCGUCUCCAUCUGUGGGCAAGGCUGUUAGUGGUGUAGUUGCUGGUGGUAAGAAGGUGGUCGGGAAGCCUGCGUCGUCGAGUUCCGACUCGGAUUCGAGUGAUGAGGGUAAUGCUGGAUCAGCGAAGAAGCCUGUUGGUGUAGUUGUUAGUGGUGUUAAGACAGGGAUGGGAGUUGUCCCACAAGGUGCUGCUCAGUCUGUGCAGAAGAAGAAAGUUGCGGCCGCUCCGUCGAGCUCGGACUCUGAUUCUAGUGAUGACGAGCAGCCGGCGAGUAAGAAGCCUGCGUUGGUGAAGGCGUCUCCAUCUGUGGGCAAGGCUGUUAGUGGUGUAGUUGCUGGUGGUAAGAAGGUGGUCGGGAAGCCUGCGUCGUCGAGUUCCGACUCGGAUUCGAGUGAUGAGGGUAAUGCUGGAUCAGCGAAGAAGCCUGUUGGUGUAGUUGUUAGUGGUGUUAAGACAGGGAUGGGAGUUGUCCCACAAGGUGCUGCUCAGUCUGUGCAGAAGAAGAAAGUUGCGGCCGCUCCGUCGAGCUCGGACUCUGAUUCUAGUGAUGACGAGCAGCCGGCGAGUAAGAAGCCUGCGUUGGUGAAGGCGUCUCCAUCUGUGGGCAAGGCUGUUAGUGGUGUAGUUGCUGGUGGUAAGAAGGUGGUCGGGAAGCCUGCGUCGUCGAGUUCCGACUCGGAUUCGAGUGAUGAGGGUAAUGCUGGAUCAGCGAAGAAGCCUGUUGGUGUAGUUGUUAGUGGUGUUAAGACAGGGAUGGGAGUUGUCCCACAAGGUGCUGCUCAGUCUGUGCAGAAGAAGAAAGUUGCGGCCGCUCCGUCGAGCUCGGACUCUGAUUCUAGUGAUGACGAGCAGCCGGCGAGUAAGAAGCCUGCGUUGGUGAAGGCGUCUCCAUCUGUGGGCAAGGCUGUUAGUGGUGUAGUUGCUGGUGGUAAGAAGGUGGUCGGGAAGCCUGCGUCGUCGAGUUCCGACUCGGAUUCGAGUGAUGAGGGUAAUGCUGGAUCAGCGAAGAAGCCUGUUGGUGUAGUUGUUAGUGGUGUUAAGACAGGGAUGGGAGUUGUCCCACAAGGUGCUGCUCAGUCUGUGCAGAAGAAGAAAGUUGCGGCCGCUCCGUCGAGCUCGGACUCUGAUUCUAGUGAUGACGAGCAGCCGGCGAGUAAGAAGCCUGCGUUGGUGAAGGCGUCUCCAUCUGUGGGCAAGGCUGUUAGUGGUGUAGUUGCUGGUGGUAAGAAGGUGGUCGGGAAGCCUGCGUCGUCGAGUUCCGACUCGGAUUCGAGUGAUGAGGGUAAUGCUGGAUCAGCGAAGAAGCCUGUUGGUGUAGUUGUUAGUGGUGUUAAGACAGGGAUGGGAGUUGUCCCACAAGGUGCUGCUCAGUCUGUGCAGAAGAAGAAAGUUGCGGCCGCUCCGUCGAGCUCGGACUCUGAUUCUAGUGAUGACGAGCAGCCGGCGAGUAAGAAGCCUGCGUUGGUGAAGGCGUCUCCAUCUGUGGGCAAGGCUGUUAGUGGUGUAGUUGCUGGUGGUAAGAAGGUGGUCGGGAAGCCUGCGUCGUCGAGUUCCGACUCGGAUUCGAGUGAUGAGGGUAAUGCUGGAUCAGCGAAGAAGCCUGUUGGUGUAGUUGUUAGUGGUGUUAAGACAGGGAUGGGAGUUGUCCCACAAGGUGCUGCUCAGUCUGUGCAGAAGAAGAAAGUUGCGGCCGCUCCGUCGAGCUCGGACUCUGAUUCUAGUGAUGACGAGCAGCCGGCGAGUAAGAAGCCUGCGUUGGUGAAGGCGUCUCCAUCUGUGGGCAAGGCUGUUAGUGGUGUAGUUGCUGGUGGUAAGAAGGUGGUCGGGAAGCCUGCGUCGUCGAGUUCCGACUCGGAUUCGAGUGAUGAGGGUAAUGCUGGAUCAGCGAAGAAGCCUGUUGGUGUAGUUGUUAGUGGUGUUAAGACAGGGAUGGGAGUUGUCCCACAAGGUGCUGCUCAGUCUGUGCAGAAGAAGAAAGUUGCGGCCGCUCCGUCGAGCUCGGACUCUGAUUCUAGUGAUGACGAGCAGCCGGCGAGUAAGAAGCCUGCGUUGGUGAAGGCGUCUCCAUCUGUGGGCAAGGCUGUUAGUGGUGUAGUUGCUGGUGGUAAGAAGGUGGUCGGGAAGCCUGCGUCGUCGAGUUCCGACUCGGAUUCGAGUGAUGAGGGUAAUGCUGGAUCAGCGAAGAAGCCUGUUGGUGUAGUUGUUAGUGGUGUUAAGACAGGGAUGGGAGUUGUCCCACAAGGUGCUGCUCAGUCUGUGCAGAAGAAGAAAGUUGCGGCCGCUCCGUCGAGCUCGGACUCUGAUUCUAGUGAUGACGAGCAGCCGGCGAGUAAGAAGCCUGCGUUGGUGAAGGCGUCUCCAUCUGUGGGCAAGGCUGUUAGUGGUGUAGUUGCUGGUGGUAAGAAGGUGGUCGGGAAGCCUGCGUCGUCGAGUUCCGACUCGGAUUCGAGUGAUGAGGGUAAUGCUGGAUCAGCGAAGAAGCCUGUUGGUGUAGUUGUUAGUGGUGUUAAGACAGGGAUGGGAGUUGUCCCACAAGGUGCUGCUCAGUCUGUGCAGAAGAAGAAAGUUGCGGCCGCUCCGUCGAGCUCGGACUCUGAUUCUAGUGAUGACGAGCAGCCGGCGAGUAAGAAGCCUGCGUUGGUGAAGGCGUCUCCAUCUGUGGGCAAGGCUGUUAGUGGUGUAGUUGCUGGUGGUAAGAAGGUGGUCGGGAAGCCUGCGUCGUCGAGUUCCGACUCGGAUUCGAGUGAUGAGGGUAAUGCUGGAUCAGCGAAGAAGCCUGUUGGUGUAGUUGUUAGUGGUGUUAAGACAGGGAUGGGAGUUGUCCCACAAGGUGCUGCUCAGUCUGUGCAGAAGAAGAAAGUUGCGGCCGCUCCGUCGAGCUCGGACUCUGAUUCUAGUGAUGACGAGCAGCCGGCGAGUAAGAAGCCUGCGUUGGUGAAGGCGUCUCCAUCUGUGGGCAAGGCUGUUAGUGGUGUAGUUGCUGGUGGUAAGAAGGUGGUCGGGAAGCCUGCGUCGUCGAGUUCCGACUCGGAUUCGAGUGAUGAGGGUAAUGCUGGAUCAGCGAAGAAGCCUGUUGGUGUAGUUGUUAGUGGUGUUAAGACAGGGAUGGGAGUUGUCCCACAAGGUGCUGCUCAGUCUGUGCAGAAGAAGAAAGUUGCGGCCGCUCCGUCGAGCUCGGACUCUGAUUCUAGUGAUGACGAGCAGCCGGCGAGUAAGAAGCCUGCGUUGGUGAAGGCGUCUCCAUCUGUGGGCAAGGCUGUUAGUGGUGUAGUUGCUGGUGGUAAGAAGGUGGUCGGGAAGCCUGCGUCGUCGAGUUCCGACUCGGAUUCGAGUGAUGAGGGUAAUGCUGGAUCAGCGAAGAAGCCUGUUGGUGUAGUUGUUAGUGGUGUUAAGACAGGGAUGGGAGUUGUCCCACAAGGUGCUGCUCAGUCUGUGCAGAAGAAGAAAGUUGCGGCCGCUCCGUCGAGCUCGGACUCUGAUUCUAGUGAUGACGAGCAGCCGGCGAGUAAGAAGCCUGCGUUGGUGAAGGCGUCUCCAUCUGUGGGCAAGGCUGUUAGUGGUGUAGUUGCUGGUGGUAAGAAGGUGGUCGGGAAGCCUGCGUCGUCGAGUUCCGACUCGGAUUCGAGUGAUGAGGGUAAUGCUGGAUCAGCGAAGAAGCCUGUUGGUGUAGUUGUUAGUGGUGUUAAGACAGGGAUGGGAGUUGUCCCACAAGGUGCUGCUCAGUCUGUGCAGAAGAAGAAAGUUGCGGCCGCUCCGUCGAGCUCGGACUCUGAUUCUAGUGAUGACGAGCAGCCGGCGAGUAAGAAGCCUGCGUUGGUGAAGGCGUCUCCAUCUGUGGGCAAGGCUGUUAGUGGUGUAGUUGCUGGUGGUAAGAAGGUGGUCGGGAAGCCUGCGUCGUCGAGUUCCGACUCGGAUUCGAGUGAUGAGGGUAAUGCUGGAUCAGCGAAGAAGCCUGUUGGUGUAGUUGUUAGUGGUGUUAAGACAGGGAUGGGAGUUGUCCCACAAGGUGCUGCUCAGUCUGUGCAGAAGAAGAAAGUUGCGGCCGCUCCGUCGAGCUCGGACUCUGAUUCUAGUGAUGACGAGCAGCCGGCGAGUAAGAAGCCUGCGUUGGUGAAGGCGUCUCCAUCUGUGGGCAAGGCUGUUAGUGGUGUAGUUGCUGGUGGUAAGAAGGUGGUCGGGAAGCCUGCGUCGUCGAGUUCCGACUCGGAUUCGAGUGAUGAGGGUAAUGCUGGAUCAGCGAAGAAGCCUGUUGGUGUAGUUGUUAGUGGUGUUAAGACAGGGAUGGGAGUUGUCCCACAAGGUGCUGCUCAGUCUGUGCAGAAGAAGAAAGUUGCGGCCGCUCCGUCGAGCUCGGACUCUGAUUCUAGUGAUGACGAGCAGCCGGCGAGUAAGAAGCCUGCGUUGGUGAAGGCGUCUCCAUCUGUGGGCAAGGCUGUUAGUGGUGUAGUUGCUGGUGGUAAGAAGGUGGUCGGGAAGCCUGGGUCGUCGAGUUCCGACUCGGAUUCGAGUGAUGAGGGUAAUGCUGGAUCAGCGAAGAAGCCUGUUGGUGUAGUUGUUAGUGGUGUUAAGACAGGGAUGGGAGUUGUCCCACAAGGUGCUGCUCAGUCUGUGCAGAAGAAGAAAGUUGCGGCCGCUCCGUCGAGCUCGGACUCUGAUUCUAGUGAUGACGAGCAGCCGGCGAGUAAGAAGCCUGCGUUGGUGAAGGCGUCUCCAUCUGUGGGCAAGGCUGUUAGUGGUGUAGUUGCUGGUGGUAAGAAGGUGGUCGGGAAGCCUGCGUCGUCGAGUUCCGACUCGGAUUCGAGUGAUGAGGGUAAUGCUGGAUCAGCGAAGAAGCCUGUUGGUGUAGUUGUUAGUGGUGUUAAGACAGGGAUGGGAGUUGUCCCACAAGGUGCUGCUCAGUCUGUGCAGAAGAAGAAAGUUGCGGCCGCUCCGUCGAGCUCGGACUCUGAUUCUAGUGAUGACGAGCAGCCGGCGAGUAAGAAGCCUGCGUUGGUGAAGGCGUCUCCAUCUGUGGGCAAGGCUGUUAGUGGUGUAGUUGCUGGUGGUAAGAAGGUGGUCGGGAAGCCUGCGUCGUCGAGUUCCGACUCGGAUUCGAGUGAUGAGGGUAAUGCUGGAUCAGCGAAGAAGCCUGUUGGUGUAGUUGUUAGUGGUGUUAAGGCAGGGAUGGGAGUUGUCCCACAAGGUGCUGCUCAGUCUGUGCAGAAGAAGAAAGUUGCGGCCGCUCCGUCGAGCUCGGACUCUGAUUCUAGUGAUGACGAGCAGCCGGCGAGUAAGAAGCCUGCGUUGGUGAAGGCGUCUCCAUCUGUGGGCAAGGCUGUUAGUGGUGUAGUUGCUGGUGGUAAGAAGGUGGUCGGGAAGCCUGCGUCGUCGAGUUCCGACUCGGAUUCGAGUGAUGAGGGUAAUGCUGGAUCAGCGAAGAAGCCUGUUGGUGUAGUUGUUAGUGGUGUUAAGACAGGGAUGGGAGUUGUCCCACAAGGUGCUGCUCAGUCUGUGCAGAAGAAGAAAGUUGCGGCCGCUCCGUCGAGCUCGGACUCUGAUUCUAGUGAUGACGAGCAGCCGGCGAGUAAGAAGCCUGCGUUGGUGAAGGCGUCUCCAUCUGUGGGCAAGGCUGUUAGUGGUGUAGUUGCUGGUGGUAAGAAGGUGGUCGGGAAGCCUGGGUCGUCGAGUUCCGACUCGGAUUCGAGUGAUGAGGGUAAUGCUGGAUCAGCGAAGAAGCCUGUUGGUGUAGUUGUUAGUGGUGUUAAGACAGGGAUGGGAGUUGUCCCACAAGGUGCUGCUCAGUCUGUGCAGAAGAAGAAAGUUGCGGCCGCUCCGUCGAGCUCGGACUCUGAUUCUAGUGAUGACGAGCAGCCGGCGAGUAAGAAGCCUGCGUUGGUGAAGGCGUCUCCAUCUGUGGGCAAGGCUGUUAGUGGUGUAGUUGCUGGUGGUAAGAAGGUGGUCGGGAAGCCUGCGUCGUCGAGUUCCGACUCGGAUUCGAGUGAUGAGGGUAAUGCUGGAUCAGCGAAGAAGCCUGUUGGUGUAGUUGUUAGUGGUGUUAAGACAGGGAUGGGAGUUGUCCCACAAGGUGCUGCUCAGUCUGUGCAGAAGAAGAAAGUUGCGGCCGCUCCGUCGAGCUCGGACUCUGAUUCUAGUGAUGACGAGCAGCCGGCGAGUAAGAAGCCUGCGUUGGUGAAGGCGUCUCCAUCUGUGGGCAAGGCUGUUAGUGGUGUAGUUGCUGGUGGUAAGAAGGUGGUCGGGAAGCCUGCGUCGUCGAGUUCCGACUCGGAUUCGAGUGAUGAGGGUAAUGCUGGAUCAGCGAAGAAGCCUGUUGGUGUAGUUGUUAGUGGUGUUAAGACAGGGAUGGGAGUUGUCCCACAAGGUGCUGCUCAGUCUGUGCAGAAGAAGAAAGUUGCGGCCGCUCCGUCGAGCUCGGACUCUGAUUCUAGUGAUGACGAGCAGCCGGCGAGUAAGAAGCCUGCGUUGGUGAAGGCGUCUCCAUCUGUGGGCAAGGCUGUUAGUGGUGUAGUUGCUGGUGGUAAGAAGGUGGUCGGGAAGCCUGCGUCGUCGAGUUCCGACUCGGAUUCGAGUGAUGAGGGUAAUGCUGGAUCAGCGAAGAAGCCUGUUAGUGUAGUUGUUAGUGGUGUUAAGACAGGGAUGGGAGUUGUCCCACAAGGUGCUGCUCAGUCUGUGCAGAAGAAGAAAGUUGCGGCCGCUCCGUCGAGCUCGGACUCUGAUUCUAGUGAUGACGAGCAGCCGGCGAGUAAGAAGCCUGCGUUGGUGAAGGCGUCUCCAUCUGUGGGCAAGGCUGUUAGUGGUGUAGUUGCUGGUGGUAAGAAGGUGGUCGGGAAGCCUGGGUCGUCGAGUUCCGACUCGGAUUCGAGUGAUGAGGGUAAUGCUGGAUCAGCGAAGAAGCCUGUUGGUGUAGUUGUUAGUGGUGUUAAGACAGGGAUGGGAGUUGUCCCACAAGGUGCUGCUCAGUCUGUGCAGAAGAAGAAAGUUGCGGCCGCUCCGUCGAGCUCGGACUCUGAUUCUAGUGAUGACGAGCAGCCGGCGAGUAAGAAGCCUGCGUUGGUGAAGGCGUCUCCAUCUGCGGGUAAGGCUGUUUGUCGUGUGGUUAAUGGUCAUGAUAAUUUUGUGGAGAAAUCGAAUUUUGGUGUUGGUGAUGGUCCUGUGCGUCGUGAUUUGUUGGAUCAUUCGUGCAGUCGUAAACGCCGUUUCUCGUUUGUUGAUUCCGGUGAUUUUAAGAAAAGGAGUUCGGUUAGUUCUUCUACUGAUAAUCUUGUAUCGGUUACUAAAACGUCUUUCACUGAUUCUAACACUCCUUUUCGUCGCGUUGAGGAGAAGGAUGUAUUUGUCCAUCCCAAUCUGCGGGACAAUUCGUUCGAGGCGAAGCGGAAUGCACGUGGAUCGUGGGGUGAAAAAGCGAAUCGCGAUUUCAAGUUUACCAGUGGAAAAGCGUUCAAACAAGAGAAAACUAAAAAGAAGAGAGGUUCUUAUAGCGGCGGUUCACUUUCCUUAGAUUCUUGUUCCUUUAAGUUUAAUGAAUAAACAGGUCUUUACUCCUGAUUUUCUGUAAAUAUUUUUCCACUUACAUGCAUUUUGUAAAUAGGAAGAUAGUUAAAAUAUUUUCUAAUGCUUUGCGAUAACUUUGACGUACUGUUUGUUUAAAAAAAAGAUUUUGUUGCAAUUUUUUUGAAAUAUCGUCAUUUCAAAUGUUAUCGUUCAGUAAAUCGUGGCUAUUGC